AUGUAUGGUUUUGGUUUUCAACAGGUCUACGAAGUCGAGCAGUUCUUGCGGCUGUUCGGCAUUGUGCACAGAAGACUGCAUUUGUCAUCCAGAACUAUAAUCCAAAGCGGAUUGGGAUACAACAAAAGACGUUUAUCAAUUUCAUCUACAAAAUCGCAACCGCCAUAUCCUAUAUCUAUGUCUACAGCAAUCACUCCUAAUAAAAAUGCGCAUACUACUCUACCCUUUUUGAAUGAUUCACUUCGGCGGGAGAUGUCAUUGCAAGCAGAUGUUAAUGUGCAUCACAUUGAAAAAGGACUACAAGGACUGUCUUUUGCUUCAGAUGCUUCUCGCACAGCUCCGAACUUUAAUUUGGCAUCUUCCUCGUCGAAGCAGACUUCUAUGGAUGCAAGUAGUUUACAUUGCGGUGACUCUAUUACAUUCGAUCCCAACUCGAACGCUACUCGACCAGUUGAGCAAAAGCAAUAUCAACUUUGGAGUGCACCACCAUGGAAUGCUUUGCUAGAACAUCGAGUUUAUAAUAAUCAAGCAAGCAUUGCUUCUGCGUGGGAUUCACUUUUGAACCAUUAA
Messenger RNA from Cercopithifilaria johnstoni, 570 nucleotides. NCBI's taxonomy places the organism in Eukaryota, Metazoa, Nematoda, Chromadorea, Rhabditida, Onchocercidae. The record is from the annotation of a GenBank genome assembly.